Messenger RNA from Peromyscus eremicus (cactus mouse), 1584 nucleotides. RefSeq names its product actin related protein 2 (gene Actr2). Gene Ontology annotation, biological process: Arp2/3 complex-mediated actin nucleation. NCBI's taxonomy places the organism in Eukaryota, Metazoa, Chordata, Mammalia, Rodentia, Cricetidae. The coding region runs from base 86 to 1270 and encodes 394 amino acids. The record is from RefSeq and is a predicted model, not a curated record. Gene Ontology annotation, molecular function: actin filament binding. Gene Ontology annotation, cellular component: actin cortical patch; Arp2/3 protein complex. The transcript has 9 exons.
GGCGUGGGAGGAGCGACGGGCCGAGGGCGGGGCCUCGUGGAGGAGGAAGCAGGCCAAGCCGGGCGGCGGCUCUCCAGGGCGAACCAUGGACAGCCAGGGCAGGAAGGUGGUGGUGUGCGACAACGGCACUGGGUUUGUGAAGUGUGGAUAUGCAGGCUCUAACUUUCCGGAACACAUCUUCCCAGCUUUGGUUGGAAGACCUAUUAUCAGAUCAACCACCAAAGUGGGAAACAUUGAAAUCAAGGAUCUUAUGGUCGGGGAUGAGGCAAGUGAAUUGCGUUCAAUGUUGGAAGUUAACUACCCCAUGGAGAACGGCAUAGUGCGAAAUUGGGAUGACAUGAAACAUCUGUGGGACUACACAUUUGGACCAGAGAAACUCAAUAUAGACACCAGAAACUGCAAAAUUCUACUCACAGAACCUCCCAUGAACCCAACCAAAAACAGAGAGAAGAUUGUAGAGGUAAUGUUUGAAACUUACCAAUUUUCUGGUGUGUAUGUAGCCAUCCAGGCAGUUCUGACUCUAUAUGCUCAAGGUUUGUUGACUGGUGUAGUCGUGGACUCUGGAGAUGGUGUAACUCAUAUUUGCCCAGUGUAUGAAGGCUUUUCUCUCCCUCACCUUACAAGAAGGCUGGAUAUUGCUGGGAGGGAUAUUACCAGGUAUCUUAUCAAGCUGCUGCUGUUGCGAGGAUAUGCCUUCAACCAUUCUGCUGAUUUUGAGACAGUUCGCAUGAUUAAAGAAAAACUUUGUUACGUGGGUUACAAUAUCGAGCAAGAGCAGAAGCUGGCCUUAGAGACCACAGUGUUAGUUGAGUCAUAUACACUCCCAGAUGGACGCAUCAUCAAAGUUGGAGGAGAAAGGUUCGAAGCACCAGAAGCUUUAUUCCAGCCUCACUUGAUCAACGUGGAGGGGGUCGGAGUUGCCGAGUUACUGUUUAACACAAUCCAGGCAGCUGACAUCGACACCAGAUCUGAAUUUUAUAAGCACAUUGUGCUUUCUGGAGGCUCAACCAUGUAUCCUGGUCUGCCAUCGAGGUUGGAACGAGAGCUUAAACAGCUUUACUUAGAACGAGUUCUAAAAGGAGAUGUGGAAAAACUUUCUAAAUUUAAGAUCCGAAUUGAAGAUCCACCGCGCAGGAAGCACAUGGUGUUCUUGGGUGGCGCAGUCCUAGCAGACAUCAUGAAAGACAAAGACAACUUUUGGAUGACCCGACAAGAGUACCAAGAAAAGGGCGUACGUGUGCUGGAGAAACUCGGUGUGACUGUUCGAUAAAAUGCCAGGCUUCUUCCCAUCAUGCCUCUAAUGCAGUCUUCUUUUUCUCUUUUUUAAAAUUUUUUCUUUAUUGCCAAUCUUUGAACUCAUUCGACUCCAGGACUGAAAGAGGCCUCUCUGUCCCCUUUGACUGGAAAGGUCGAGUUUUUUUCUCUGUCUUGGGAAAGCAUUGUUAAAUUCUUGUUAAUGUGGGUAAAUCUGGUGGUUUAAUGCAACCACUUCUCUGCAAACAAGGAGGGCAAAGGGUCUCUGCUGCUUUCUUUCUUUCUAAGUAGGCAUUAGCUCAUUCCUGGAGGCUUUCUAUUUUUGCUUUA